AUGAAAUGGAAGGCCGGGUUUGAAGAGCCUUGGCCACAACGAACGUCCACUCACUCACUUGGCCAUGGUGUCUGGAAGAACACUGAGGAUGAGGUGUUGAAAGCGGCCAUUGCGAAGUAUGGGAAGAAUCAAUGGGCGCGUAUUUCGUCUCUGCUCGUCCGUAAAACGCCGAAGCAAUGCAAGGCUCGCUGGUACGAGUGGCUGGAUCCCUCCAUCAAAAAGACCGAGUGGUCAAAGACAGAGGAUGAAAAGCUGCUGCACUUGGCAAAAUUGAUGCCAACGCAAUGGAGAACUAUUGCACCAAUUGUCGGACGUACCGCUACGCAAUGCUUGGAGCGAUACCAAAAACUUCUGGAUGACGCGGAAGCAAAAGAGAACGAGGAGCUUGGUUUGGGUGGCCCGGGUGACGAAGCCGGGCCCAGCGCCGAUGAUGUUCGCAGGCUUCGGCCUGGUGAGAUUGACCCCGACCCAGAGACGAAGCCAGCGCGACCGGACCCUAUUGACAUGGACGAGGACGAGAAGGAAAUGCUGUCAGAGGCUCGCGCUCGUCUGGCCAAUACUCAGGGAAAGAAGGCGAAGAGGAAGGCCCGCGAGAGACAGCUUGAGGAGGCACGAAGGCUUGCUGUUUUGCAGAAGAAGCGGGAACUCAAGGCUGCUGGUAUCAUCAUGAGGCACAAGACGAAGAAAAAGGGAAUGGACUACAAUGCCGAUAUCCCAUUCGAAAAGAAGCCUGUGCCCGGUUUCUACGACACGUCUGAAGAACAAGCCAAAUCCUACUCAGCUCCUGUCGGCCAGUCUCUUCGUCGUCUCGAAAACAAGCGUAAACCACAGGACGAAGAAUCCGAGGCCAAGAAACGCCAGAAGAAGGGGAAGGAGAACGAGCCACACUCUACCAAGUUUAUUGCCGCUCGCGAUGCACAAAUCCAAAAGCUCAAGGAGGCGGAGCAAAUUAGCAAGCGGCGUGCUUUGGUGCUUCCCGCAGCACAAGUCGGAGAAGCCGAGCUCGAAGAGAUUGUCAAAAUUGGACAGGCUGGCCAGAGCGCGCGAGCUUUGAUGAAUGAUGAAGGAGAGGGGAAUGAAGCAAGUGGGCAAUUGCUUGGAGAAUACGAAGGUCUUAGUCACGCUCGUAUGGCGCGAACCCCCCGGACCGCCCCCCAAGAGGACAAUAUUAUGGCGGAAGCUCGAAACCUACGAAACAUGGUGCAAGCCCAGACCCCCUUGUUGGGCGAAGAGAACACUCCCAUGCGCGGACCCGCGGAGGGCGGUACCGGCUUCGAGAGCGCCACUCCACGACACCAGGUCGCAUUUACUCCUAAUCCUCUCGCCACGCCUCGCGCCAAUGGAGACGGUUCGGGGCUACCCCACGAUAUCAAUCCGGAGGAUGGGAUUAUGGUUGGUGAUACCCCGCGAGAGGAACGGUUACGUGCUGCUGCUGCUCAGAGAUCGCUGAAACUUGGCUUUGCAAGCCUUCCCAAGCCGAGCAACGAUUUUGAAGUUGUUCUGCCCGAGGAUGAAGAAGAGGCAGAGGAUGAGGACGAACAAACGAUGACAGUCGAGGAUAUGGCCGAGCGAAAUGCUAGGAUGAGGAAGCUACAGGAAGAAGAAGAGCGGAAAGCUCUGGAGCGCCGUUCAAGCGUUGUCAAAAAAGACUUGCCUCGGCCUGUCCACAUCGAUCACGAGCGACUCUCGCGAGCCCUACGCGAAACACCACGACCACGCGACGCUCUCUCUGAAGCUCACAAACUCAUUGACAAUGAGUUGGUCGACCUCAUCCAGCAUGACACAAUUGCUCACCCUCUCCCCGGAACGCCGUACCCAGGCGGUACCCCCUCUAUGUAUGAUAUACCCGAGGACGAUGAUGUCGCUGCAGCGGCUCUGGCAGUACAUAUUGAACUCUCAGCUACCCUUGGCAUCGUUGGUGCAACACCAGAAGAAGUAAGGAAGGGCGUUAUUCUGGCCGCGGGCCAGGAGGAUAUCGAUGGCGAAGCGUUGAGCUGGGCCCGGAUGCGUGAUACAUGGGCUUACGACAAGAAUUUGAAGGCAUGGGUUGAUUCUUCGUCAUUGUCACCCGAAGACCGCGUGGCUGGGAUCGCUGCGCUCAUUAUGCAAGACCGGGAUUCCAUGUCCAAGGAGGCCGCAAAAGCGGCGAAGGUCGAAAAGAAGCUCAAUGUCACGCUUGGGGGUUAUAACGCUCGUUCUGGCAUCUUAGCUAAACGCGUCAAGGGCGCAUGGGCUGAACUUCAAAAGGCGACCAUCGAGCUCGAGACUGCUGCUCCACGCCGAGUUGAGGCGCUCAAAGAGGAAGUUGAGAGACUGGAGCGACAAGAACGGGAGUUGCAGGCCCGUUUCCAGGACCUUAGCAUCGCCAAGGAAGAAGUACAAGGUAGCAUUGCGGCCAAGGAAGAGCAGAUCAUGGCCGAAGCGGAGGCUUUGAACGAGGCUGCACUCGCUGCUGCAGAAGCCUAG
Molecule: messenger RNA, 2466 nt
Organism: Rhizoctonia solani
Lineage: Eukaryota; Fungi; Basidiomycota; Agaricomycetes; Cantharellales; Ceratobasidiaceae
Product: pre-mRNA-splicing factor CEF1
Exons: 12
Coding region: 1-2466 (821 amino acids)
Biological process (GO): mRNA splicing, via spliceosome
Cellular component (GO): spliceosomal complex; Prp19 complex
Source: RefSeq, a predicted model, not a curated record